CCCAUCCUGUGCGGCUCCAUUCCUGGCCUGGUGCCCAAGCAGCUGCGAUUCUGCCGGAAUUAUGUGGAGAUUAUGCCCAGUGUGGCAGAAGGGGUGAAGAUCGGCAUCCAGGAGUGCCAGCAUCAAUUCAGGGGCCGUCGCUGGAACUGCACCACCAUCAACGACAAGGCCAUCUUCGGACCAGUGCUGGACAAAGGUAACGUAUGGUAAUAUAAUUAAAAGAGAAGACAGGAUACACUCAUAAAACACUGCAAGCUAGCCAUCUUUGGACCAGUGCUUGACAAAGGUAACAACAUAUCUUGAGAGAAAAAGGCACUAUAAUAAAACAGUGCAGCCUUGGCAUUUCUCCUACUGGGCUACUCAUCCACAGAAUAGGAUGGCUAUGGGGUGACAGCCUACAUUAUACAUUUAAUAACACUUUGUAACUGUGAGAACCAAGUAUAAAACCAGUUUGCUAUAUUAGAAAACACUUUCUUUGUGCUGUACAGUACAAGUGACAACCAAAUUAUUUUCCUGCAUGAUUGAAUACAUGAAGUGAGUGUUUUCCCCAUACCUGUUCUCAAGUUCAUGGAAGAAUACUAGUGUACUAAAAUCAUCACCUAUUAAUGUUGGUAAUGCUUGGCAUUUCAAAUGAGAAACGAUACCUAACCCUGUAUCGACUAAAACUCUACCACUCACUUUACUCAGGGCUGCAACUGGUGUUGAUAUUGACAGGGUAGAAUAAGACCAUUAUGUUGUUAGUUGAUAGAUCAAGCAAGCAACUGUUUUAACUCCAUCCUGCCUCAGUCAGUUUGUGUGUGUGUGUGUGUGUGUGUGUGUGUGUGUGUGUGUGUGUGUGUGUGUGUGUGUGUGUGUGUGUGUGUGUGUGUGUGUGAGUGUGUGUGUGAGAGAGAGAGUAUCAUAUGCAAUUAAAAUCCUUGUUCAAAUAGACUUGUGAGAGUCACUCAGCUAUGAGCUGUUUGAACAGAAGAAAUGAUGUGUAUACACACUACUUUGGGUGGAGAAUGUUGUCUUUUGUUGGAAUUUUCUCUGUAAGGGAAUCCCCUUCACCCCCCCCCCCCCUCUAUGUGAUGUGUGUAAAAUAGGGAUAAAGUCAGACAUUAUACAUUAAAUUCCAGCAGAAUAUUAUGUUUUCUUAUUUCUGUCCCAUCAUCUCCCAUAUUGUACUCAAACAUUUUUAAUCCUUGUAUUAUUCAGCUGUGAUAUCAUGAAGCUAGUGGUUUCUCUGUCUCCACACUAUUGCACUGUGACCCUGGGAUUAGUUGCCAGUAGUCAAGGGUAGAGGGAUGAGCAGAGAGGAGCAUGGAGGGUGGGGGGGGGGGGGUCUAAACCUGUCAACUGGGUUUGGAAAAGACUGAUGUUUACUAUAGUGGGAUGUGGGGUUAGUUGGGGCAAUUGCUUUUAAUAAACUCUUGAGCCAGUUGUUACAUUGAUGGAGAAGGCUUGAGCUCAAGUAGGUGGGUAAUGAUAGGGGUUCACAGUCCCUGGCCUCAUUGUGGUGUAAAUACCUCCACAUCUCCCCCAUGGCUUCUCUCCCUCCUUGUCUAAAUUGCAGGGGCACUGGGUGGAAAGGGGAGGUGGGGAGAGAGGCAGCCAGGCCAGGCUACUCUUGGGGUCUGGGCUGGGGGGGCUUUAGUAAAUCAUUUUGAUUGGAUUAAGGUCAGUGAAGCCCUUAAUAAUGUGAGAGGUCAAAGUGGUUGGAUUAAGUGUCUUUGUCAGAGCCCAGGGAGAGUGACUGGCGGGGGCUCAGGGCCUUUUGAUAGGGCUUAGUAAGGGAGAAGUUUCUCAUUUCAUUUGCUUUGAUUGAUGCUUGUAUUUGUCUGUGCAUCGGGUCCAUUGUCCCCCGGCAAGGCCAGUGUCUGUUCUGUUUGUCUGCUGAGCAGACGGAUGUGUGUUUGUUUCCUCCUCAGGCCUUUUUAUUGGGAGAAAGGCUGAAAGGAACCGUAGGCCUCAAAAGCUUUGCACCUAUCUGUUAGUUAGCCUAUUAAUACCAAUCCCUUGUCUUAACCAGUUUAUUGGCAGGCAUCCCCCUGAACAGCUUCCAGGCAAAGAUGAGGAAAGAGCAGGACUCAAGUUUGCGCCUUCAGAUACAUAACCUACUGUAUAUGCCAUCACUUAGGUAGGAAAAGAAUGAAUGAAGGUAUAUAUGUGUGAUUUAUAAUGGAUUUAUGCACUGAGUGUACAAAACAUUAGGAACAUCUUCCUAAUAUUGAGUUGCAGCUCCUUCUGCCCUCAGAACAGCCUCAAUUCGUCGGGGCAUGGACUCUACAAGGUGUCAAAAGCGUUCCACAGGGAUGCUGGCCCGUGUUGAUUCCAAUGCUUCAAAUUGGCAGGAUGUCCUUUGGGUGGUAGACCAUUCUUGAUAUACACAGGGAACUGUUCAGCGUUAAAAACUCAGCAGCAUUGCAGUUCUUGACACACUCAAAUCGGUGCGCCUGGCAGCUACUACCAAAUCAAAUCAAAUCAGAUUUUAUUUGCCACAUGCGCCGAAUACAACAGGUGUAGACAUUAGCGUGAAAUGCUUACUUACAUCCCUUAACCAACAAUGCAUUUAUUUUUUUAUAAAAAAGUAAAAUAACACAACAACAACAAAAAAGUAUUGAGAAAAAAAGAGCAGAAGUAAAAUAAAAUAACAGUAGGGAGGCUAUAUACAGGGGGGUACCGGUGCAGAGUCAAUGUGCGGGGGCACCGGCUAGUUGACCAUACCCCAUUCAAAGGCACUUAAAUCUUUUGUCUUGCCCAUUCACCCUCAAUCCAGACAAUCCAUGUCUUCAUUGUCUCAAGGCUUAAUAAUCCUUCUUUAACCUGUCUCCUCCCCUUUAUCUACACUGAUUGAAGUGGAUCGUUUCUCAUUUGACAUCAAUAAGGGAUCAUAGCUUUUCACCUGGAUUCACCUGGUCAUGGAAAGAGCAUGGUUUGUACACUCAGUGUAUGACAGAGAAGAAAGUUAUUUGAAUAGACACACGGGUUAUAGAAUGCCUUGAAACACUGAGUGGAAAACAUGUUUGGAUUUUGAAACAUUUUGUUGCUAGUUCUGGCAACAACCCGUUGUACUGAUCACACCCUCUCACUCACACUAUCUCUCCUUUUAUUCAGUACACAUCAAACAAACUGUAUCAUGCAGAUGUGGUGUUAUGCACGCUUUCUACAUAGUAUUCGGUUUUCCUUGGUCUUUUCCAUCAUUUGUUUACAUGAAUGCAUGUGGAACCAUCCCUAUCCGAUAAGCAUGGCAGAGAGAGAUGAGAGAAGGAAGAGAGAGAAGAGAAGAGAGGAGGAGAGGGGAGAAGGAAGGGGACGCGAAGGACGAGAAGCGAGAGCGAGAGAAGAGAAGAGAGAGAGCAAGAGAGAGCAGAGAGAGGAGAGUAGAAAGAAGAGAGAGAGAGCGAGAGAGAUGAGAGAGAGAGAUAGAGAGAGAGAGAGAGGAGAGAGAGAGCCUAUAGGGAGAGAGGAUCUAUCUCUCUCUCUAUCUCUCUCUCUCCUCUCUUACUCUUCUCCUCUCUCUCUCUUCUCUCUCUCUCCAGUAAUUUACAUUAACCAAAGUGUCAAAACAUGUGCCGCUUGAAUCUGUCUGUAAUGAAAGGGGAGGCAAACUGUGCAGGUGUUCUCAGUUUGUGUGUGUCGGACAGGAAAGGGACGUGCGUUGGGGAGCUUGUUUGGCACACUUGAAGUAGGAGGAGUAUAGGACAUUGCAGCAGGGCUGCAGCCAAACCCUAGCCUAGUGUGAGUGAUAGAGUUGCUUAGAACAGGGAAGGUCAACUAGAGUGGACAGACAGUCACACGAACACAGACACAAAAGCUCAGUCUCACAGGUAUAAACAUGCACUGUUAGUCACCCCAGUGGAUUAAAUUGAUAAAAAGGAAAUUAAGUGUCUUUCUGAUACGAUAGGUCUCCAUUAUGUAAUACCUGUAAGUUAAUAUGAUAUGGACUUACAAUGAGCAAUAAUAUGUGGUAUUGUCCCGAUUGUGAAUUAUAGUUCAGGUAGUCGUUAAUGUGCUAUCACAGCUUCACAGUUGGACUUUAUAGUACUGCAAUACCCAUGAGAAUAAUGUGCAACUGACAACCAUAGCCACAAGGCUUGGAAAAUCAGGAUGUUUUUACUUGAUUUAUGGACUGAUAUAUAAACAAUAACUGGGAUAAAUGUCUUAGAUGGAAAAUAAAGGCAGUGCAUCUGCUUCUAUAUUCUAGGUGUUCAAAUUUCAAUGCAUUCAAAUUAUGCACUUUAUAUUCUUCUCCUUGGUGCUUAAUGCCUCAACUAAACCAAGCAGGGAAAAGGUCAGUCAGGGAAUUCAGGUUACGACCCCUGACCUCAGGAUGAGAAAGUGUUACAGUUUAGGAUGUGCUAAGAGGGCCCUGCUUUUCAUAAAGUGCAUGUUUCUCCAUGCUGGGGGAGGUGAGGUUAGUGCACCAUAAUAUCAUUAACUCUGGCUAAGAAAGAAAGAAUGGGUGUGGUAAAUGGAGUUGAUGGGGGGACCUUAGCCCCACACCCCGCUGGGUGCUGCUCGGAGCACAAUAUCUCUGCAACCAUGAGAUUAAGCCGGGAGAGAAAGCGCUUUUCCCCAUUCACACGCCCUUUAGAUUGUUUUAUUAAACCAUUUGAAUAGGGAUUUCCCAGUCUGCCGACAUGCGGGGUCUGGCCAACGCAUAGUUCUCUGUUGCUAUGACUUAACUUGGUCUCCACUAAUCACUGGCUAGGGCAGAUUUCAUAUAAAAUAUCUGGGGCCAUUGUGGGGCUAACGCGGCGUGACAGUGGCAGCACAAUAGGGGAUUCAGCCCCCCAGCAGGUCGUUGGGACCACUUGCCAUGCCAGGGUCCGGCAAAGUAUGGUAGGGGGGGGUCACAAGUAAUCAGUCCACUUAGACUAGGCACCCCCGGACACAUUCUGUUCCAGGUAAGCCCUGGUCUGUCCCACCCACCACCCACCACCCACCCCUAGAUGUCAGGACCUAGUUAUUUUUUCUCUGUCUCGCCUUCUCUUUCUCAUCUUGUCCCCAGAUAAUCUUAUUUUCCUUUCUUUUGGUCUCAUCCCUCCAUUUCUCCCUCCUCUCUCCCCCUUUCUUUGCUCUGUGGCAUCAUUGUCAGUAAGCCGUAAGGGUUUGACCCAUGGUUUAUUGGCUUCCUGAUAAUAAAAGUGGGCGACUCAGUGGUUUUAAAUUGAAAUAGAAAAGACACCCUCCCAAGCUUUAGACCAUUCAUACCUCCAACUACCAACCACCACAUAGAGACUGCUUCAGGGUCAUGGAAUAAGGAGACAGUCAACAUUAAAUGUGCUGUCAUUUGUAAAGUUCUAUCUGUAUGUUUCAAAGGAAGACAUUUUCUGAUGGGGUUCAACCAAAUAGAUUUGCCCUUUGUUCUGUUUUUAUUAUGCUUUCCAUAUCUGCUGUAUAUACAGUACCGUUCAAAAGUUUGGGGUCACUUAGAAAUGUCCUUGUUUUCGAAAGAAAAGCAAUUUUUUUGUCCAUUAAAAUAACAUCAAAUUGAUCGAAAAUACAGUGUAGACAUUGUUAAUGUUAUAAAUGGCUAUUGUAGCUGGAAACGGCUGAUUUUUAAUGGAAUAUCUACAUAAGCGUACAGAGGCCCAUUAUCAGCAACCAUCAGUCCUGUGUUCUAAUGGCACGUUGUGUUUGCUAAUCCAAGUUUAUCAUUUUAAAAGGCUAAUUGAUCAUUAGAAAACCCUUUUGCAAUUAUGUUAGCACAGCUGAAAACUGUUGUGCUGAUUAAAUAAGCAAUACAACUGGCCUUCUUGAGACUAGUUGAGUAUCUGGAGCAUCAGCAAUUGUGGGUUCGAUUACAGGCUGAAAAUGGCCAGAAACAAAUAACUUUCUUCUGAAACUCAUCAGUCUAUUCUUGUUCUGAGAAAGGAAGGCUAUUCCAUGCGAGAUAUUGCCAAGAAACUGAAGAUCUCGUACAACGCUGUGUACUACUCCCUUCACAGAACAGUGCAAACUGGCUCUAACCAGAAUAGAAAGAGGAGUGGGAGACCCCAGUGCACAACUGAGCAAGAGGACAAAUACAUUAGAGUGUCUAGUUUGAGAAACAGACGCCUCACAGGUCCUCAACUGGCAGCUUCAUUAAAUAGUACCCACAAAACACCAGUCUCAACGUCAACAGUGAAGAGGCGACUCCGGGAUGCUGACCUUCUAGGCAGAGUUGCAAAGAAAAAGCCAUAUCUCAGACUGGCCAAUGAAAAGAAAAGAUUAACAGGACAAUGACCCAAAGCACAGCUCCAAACUAUGUAAGAACUAUUUAGGGAAGAAGCAGUCUGCUGGUAUUCUGUCUAUAAUGGAGUGGCCAGCACAGUCACCGGAUCUCAACCCUAUUGAGCUGUUGUGGGAGCAGCUUGACCAUAUGGUACGUAAGAAGUGCCCAUCAAGUCAAUCCAACUUGUGGGAGGUGCUUCAGGAAGCAUGGGGUGAAAUCUCUUCAGAUUACCUCAACAAAUUGACAACUAGAAUGCCAAAAGUCUGCAAGGCUGUAAUUGCUGCAAAUGGAGGAUUCUUUGACGAAAGCAAAGUUUGAAGGCACAAUUAUUAUUUCAAUUAAAAAUCAUUAUUUCUAACCUUGUCAAUGACUACAUUUCCUAUGCAUUUUUACUAUAUUUCCUAUUCAAACUCAUUUCAUGUAUGUUUUCAUGGAAAACAAGGGACAUUUCUAAGUGACCCCAAACCUUUGAACGGUAGUGUAUGUCACACAAUUUCAAAACAUUAUGAGCAAGGAGCAGCAAAGGAUAUGAGAGAUACUGGGGAUAAGGCUGGGUAACACUUCUUUGGAUAAUCCAUCUAUAGAUACUCAAUAAACUCUCAGUAACAUGUCAACUGGACUAUAGAUGUUCAACUAAUCUAUACUAGACUGUUAUACUAUACUAGACCUUCCCAUCCGAAACAGUUCUGAACAGUUUGUGCAUAUAUUAUGAUGACAUUUUGGUGACGUUUUUGUUUGUUUUGGUAUUCGGCAAGUUUUUUGUCUUCUGCUGUUCGUUUAUACCAAAAAAUACUUGAGGCAAGCCGAAGUUCGGUAGCCAAAGUCUACUCACCUUCAUCAGUCAUUGGACAACAGUAGGGAUUCUUCAAUGAAGUGUUUAUUGUCAUUCAAUGAUAGACCACUCAUUUUCAUGCACAUUUGUUCACUUGGGAAAUACUGCACCUAACAUCUUAGUUAAAUGUAAAAUUGAGCGACUAAGAUCUCCUGGGCAAAAACGUCAAAAUUAAUCACAGAUUUCUUGACUUAUCUAAGAUUAAUUCUGACUAUUUUGAGGAAGUGUAUACUGGCUACGGCGUCUCAAAAUGGACAAAGUACUAUUGCCGCUUUUUUCAAUUGAAAAAAAUAAAAUCUUGUUUUUCAAGCGAAGGUCUUUUAAGGGAGUAUGCGAGCACACUCAUUCGGUUCGCCUAGCUGAGUUCGGCUAGGCGCCAGCCGAACCGAAGCCUUUAGUUUCAAUGCUGAGAUGCAACAUCCCAGAGUGAACCAUAAUAGUUCUUGGUAAAGUCCUGCUAAGGGAGGGUGUGAUGGAGAAUGGAUGCCAGUAAACCUCUGUUGCAUCAUUGUUCUUAAUGUCCCUUAUUCCUCAAACUGGUUGAAACCUGCAGCCUGGGAGGAGCUCACACAGUACCUACUCCCCCUAGUCAUUUACUUAUCUCUCUCUCGCUCUACCCCUCCCAAUUUGUUCACUCUUUCUCUUUCUCUCCCUCUCCAACUCCCUCCCUCUUUCUCCCUCUUUUUUCCUCUUCUUGUCCAACUCUCUCACUCUUUCUCUCUUUUUCCCUUCCGUCAUCCUUUUGCUCUCCUUCUCCCUGUUUCUCUCGCUCUCUUCCCCUUCUUCUACCCUCUCUCCCUAUCUGUCUCUCUGUUCUUGUCAUUGUGCAAGACCAUACAAGACCUAAGCACAUAUAUCCAGGGAUAAAGGAUCCUGUAAAAAGCAGGGACUGUGGAACGUCAACGAGACCUCUGUGAAAUAUUGCACCUCAUAUUAAAUGCUUAUAGUUUCCUUGACAUGUACGACACAUCCCUGAACCUUCCCUCUCUCUUCUCUCUCUCUCUCUCUCUCACUGUUGUGUCUCAGCUUAGUCUUAUAGUGUGAGGCCAUUUUCCUAACCUUUCAAAAGCUUAAUUGAGUCUGUUAAUUAUAGUCCUGUCACACCUGUCUCUUCCUCUCAUCUCCCUGGAAGUUCCUGAUGAUGAGUCAUCAGUAAACUAUGUCAGACAGACAGAGACCUCUCUCCCUCUAUCCCUUGCUCUCUCCCUCCCUCUCCUACACGCACACACACCCAAGAUAGAUGACUGUCCUUGAUUGCUCAAGCAGAUCCGAUUGUAUUGGAUGGAACUGUAUUGGCAUGCCAGUCAACAUAGUCAUCCAUUACAGAUGUCUGUGACACUGUCUAUAGAACGUGUGUGGAUCGGAGCUUGAUAUGUGUGGAGCAUUGUUUCACAAUCAAAUCCUGGCCGAAUGAUCACGUAAAUGGAAUGUCUGCUUUGGUAGGGUUGAUGUGUGACAUUUACAGUUUUAUAUAUUAUUAUACAGGACAGCACAGAAAAGUAGCAGGUGCCAACAUCAUCGUUCUGUAGACACUGACCUGAAUUGCUACGUGCUUUUUGAGAUACAUUAAUGGGUACAUUCCAGCAAAGUUAUUAUUAACAAUUUAUCAUUAUCUGCACUGCCAUGGUUUCAGAUGUAUGGACCUGUAUGUAAACCAUAUAGAUGUAGGAUCUUUAAUUUGAGCCGGUUUGCUACAGCAGGAAAAUAAUCCUUCAGCAACAGGAAAUGUGGAUUAUUAUGUAGAUUAUAAUUAAUGGACAUGUUUGUAGAGGUUGAUACAUUUCUCGUUAGGGCAAAUCAAGUCUGAAAUUUCAAAGUGGAAAUUACAAACUUUAGAAUACUUUUAAAACCUCAAAUACAUUACAAGUUUGCAUUUCCUGCUCUGCGGGAAAAUUCGCAGCAACAAAAGAGUGAUCAAAUUAAGUUCCUACAUCUGUAUGAACUAUCCUCAUUCACAAACAGAGAUCCUUCACAUAAGAACUGAGCUGCUUACAAGCAAUGUGUUGCGUAAAAACGUAUGUGGUUGUUGACGUCUGUAAGAAUGCACCCAUCCCCAUACGAUACAUAUACAAAUCUGACAUCUACCUCUCCCUCUCUUUACAGCCACGCGUGAGUCAGCAUUUGUUCAUGCCAUCGCAUCAGCUGGUGUGGCGUUCGCAGUGACCCGGUCCUGUGCGGAGGGUUCGGCCACCAUCUGUGGUUGUGACACGCGCCACAAGGGCCCGCCCGGUGAGGGCUGGAAGUGGGGUGGCUGCAGCGAGGACGUGGAGUUCGGCAGCAUGGUGUCCCGGGAGUUUGCAGACGCCCGUGAGAACCGGCCCGAUGCGCGCUCCGCCAUGAACCGCCACAACAACGAGGCGGGACGAACAGUGAGACAUUUUCUCUCUCUCUCUGCAUCACUGAUAAUAUCAUCCUUAUGGAUAAACCAUUCAUAAAGAUCCCCAAGUGUUAGUAAGACUUGACUUGACAUUCAUUAAACUAAUUGCAUCCCUGCGUCUAUCUCUCCCUCAGUCUCUGAAUGACAACAUGUUCCUGAAGUGUAAGUGCCACGGCCUGUCCGGCAGCUGUGAGGUGAAGACGUGCUGGUGGUCCCAGCCUGACUUCAGAGUGAUCGGAGACUACAUGAAGGACAAGUAUGACAGCGCUUCAGAGAUGGUGGUGGAGAAGCACAAGGAGUCCCGUGGCUGGGUGGAGACGUUGAGAAGCAAGUACAACUUCUUCAAACCGCCCACGGAGCGAGACCUGGUUUACUACGAGAGCUCACCCAACUUCUGCGAGCCCAACCCAGAAACAGGCUCGUUCGGGACACGCGAUCGCUCCUGUAACUUGACGUCGCACGGCAUUGACGGCUGCGACUUGCUAUGCUGUGGCCGGGGACACAACACCCAGACGGAGAAACGAAAGGAGAAGUGCCACUGUAUCUUCCACUGGUGCUGCUACGUCAGCUGCCAGGAGUGUGUUCGAGUCUACGAUGUUCACACCUGCAAAUAG
Molecule: messenger RNA, 10022 nt
Organism: Coregonus sp. 'balchen'
Lineage: Eukaryota; Metazoa; Chordata; Actinopteri; Salmoniformes; Salmonidae
Source: the annotation of a GenBank genome assembly